CAGCUACGAACCCACACCGAAGCGCUUCUCGAUGCUUUCCGUGUCGCAGUCGGCAUCGCGGAGGAAUAGCUUUGACGACACUGCCCGACCAGCGUUUGGGGACGACACCCACGACAGCGCGGAGCCCGCAUCACACUUUGCACCUGUCGAUUUCAUUGGUGCCAUCAAGCAGGCCCAACAUUCCCGCGGCAGUGACACAGUAGCGCAAGACGGCGAGAAAGAGAGGGGCAGAAGCAGAAAGAUUGAGGGCGACAGGAGCUCGACCCAGGACCAGCUAGGGGCGAUAAAGGUACCGUCCGCCCGAAGGGAAACCAGCGAAAGCACCCGACAAAAGAUUGCCAUGUGGGAGGAGCGGAGUCGAAGCCAGAGCAAGGGCCGCAGUAAGAGCAGGGUAAGAGACCUAGGUGCUGGGAGCAGGAUAAGCGUCGUCCCCGAGGUGCCCGAGCUGGCAGCUGUCUUGUCGCAGCUGCAAGAAAAAGAAGGGGGCGACAGGCUGAAGGAGCCAGUUGAAGUCGGCACAAAUACAACAAGAGUGGAAGAUGACAGCAGCAAGCCACCCGAAGCUUCCAUCAACAGACCGUACGAGACCCAAAACGAACUCAACAGACACCUUGCUAUCAAUGUCCACGACCAGGCUGUACACCAUUCAUCAGAAUCUGUGUGGGAGGAUAGUUCAAUCGACAACGAAACAAAGUUUCUGCCCGAACCGCUCAAUCGGUCAGAUGCUUCUGAGACGGCCGCUGUCGAGCGAGUUAGGGCAGUAGAAAACUCCAUCAUCCUUUACGGCAAUCGCCAUCUUCAUGACCCGCAAGGUAUUAUAUCCAGGCCGCCGAGUCCGGCUAAGCCCGCAGGGGCGCAUCGGCCUCAAACACCAAUCCGAAUCUCUCCAGAUUUUAUCCCAACACCUGACACUACGCCAGGUCCAACUCGAGCGGGCGAUGUUUUAGAGGAUCAAGACAGAGUAGUUGCAGUUCUGAAGCAAUCUGAGCUUCCCGACUUACGCCGGUCGAACAUCGAAAACACUCAUUUCACCAAGGACGAGCCCGCACAAGACUGGAAAGGAGAUGCCAAAAAGGAGCCCUCAACCCCAAUGUCAAUGCCGUCAACACCAGUCGAUUCGAUUCCGACCCGGAGUUUUGCACUUCCCCUCACCCCGGAAGCUACCCCGGAACAGCCACGAAAGCAUACCCAGCCACCCGCGGAGAUCCCGGCAGCGAGCCCAAAAAGCCCAUUAUCCCCUCAAGAAAUCCCAUACACAGCUCUUGCGCCAGGUCCACGGCGGCUAGAGGACGAGGCCGUACCGGAGGCCGCAGAGCAGUUCCAUCUGCCUUCUGAUCUGCUUAUAGAUGCCGUAGUGGAACAAGGCCGUACCAAAAAAGCCGCACCUGCGCCGGUCCAGCUUUUCGACAAUGCCAGUGCCAAUGACACCAACUCGCAUUACCAUGAGAUUUGGAAGGUGACAGACUACGCGCCGGAGUUCCCUCUGCCAUCAAGACCGUCUACCCGAGGCCCGAGACAGAGUUUGACGGGAAACACCAGGCUCGACGGGACCCCACUCAAAGAACUUCCUCGAAGCCAAUUGUCGGCGGUGGCAACGCCGUACCAGCCGCAGCAGACGCUGGACCGGUACCCGCAUCCACGCGACGAGCCGGGCAGAGCCGGUGUCGGGCAAUGGGCUAUUGAUAUCCCGCCUUCGCCUUCAGCGGCGUACGUGCCUGAGGAGGACGAGGGGCCCCGGCCGACGAAGCCGAGAAGACGAAGCAGGACGCGGCAGAAGCAUGGCGGGGGCAGAUUUACCGAACGCCGCCAACCCGAGCGACACGAAUGGGAUGCGCCUCCCGUCAUCGAGAGGGCGAUCCACGCUGCUUCAGUCAGUAUGAUCCAGGGGCUGACUGUCCCCGUGGUGUUGUAUCGCGGACUGCGGGAUUUGUACUACCCUCCGCCCGGCCGACCUGAUAUCAUCAAGGCCUACCCAGUCAGGAGGCGGCUUCCAGUUCGCAUCUUCUUCCCUACCCUCUACGACCUGACCUCGCCGGCAUUGCUCCCAACCGUCUUCACGAUCCACGGCGGGGGAUUCACCGUUGGCGCGUCGUCCGACGACGACAUAUGGAACCGCAACUUCUGCGACUCGUUCACCUCGCUCGUCAUAUCGCUCAACUACGCCAAGGCGCCCUGGGCAGCGUUCCCCAACCCGCUCUUGGACGCCGAGGCGCUCUACCACGCCGUGCUCAACGACGAGUCGCUGCCCAUCGACCGCAUGCGCACGGCGCUCUGCGGCUUCGACGCCGGCGCUAACCUCGCCCUCGGCCUCUCGCAGCUGCCUAGCGUGCGGACCGGCUGCGACCCCAACGCCAUCCACCCGUCGUACCCCUACUUUGCGCAGCCGCCGCGUUCGAACCCGCCGCCCGCUGCCGUGAUAUCCAUCUGCGGCAUCCUCGACUUCAGCAUGUCGCCGUCGCGCAAGGCCCGCACGCGCCCGUACAAGCGGCAGCUGCGGGGCCCCCGCGGCUGGGGCCCCGGGCUGGACUGGAUGGCGCGCAUGCUGCCGUCGAGCGCGUGGAGCUACAUCCCGUACGGCCACGAGAUCUCGGACCCGCUGCUGUCGCCGGCGUAUGCGUCGCGGGCCGACCUACCGCCUCACGUGUUCGUGGUGGCGGCCGAGCUCGACUGCUUGGCGCACGAGUCGUGGCGGGCCGCGUCGGUGUGGGCCGGGCGCGCCGUGCCGGACACCGACGUCCCCGUGGGGAGGCGGGGCCCGAGCCAGUGGCGCGGGUGCCUGGACGACGGGGCGGGCGACAGCGGUGGAGUCAAGUUUGGCUGGACCGAGACGCACACGGGCGGCGGCAGCACGCGCUGGCUGCUGGUGCCCGACGUCGUGCACGGCUUCGACUCGGUCGCAUGGCGGAACAAGUACCUGUGGGGGGAUGAGGAGGCGCGCAUGGACGCCGAGAUGAAGACGAUUGCGUACCAGCGGGAAGUAGGCGAGUGGCUGUGGACGGCCGUGUGGAGUUGAGUGACGGCGUGUGUAUCUGAUCAUUCCAGCCUCGCCGGCAUUGCAUUUACAAGAAUUUAAAGAUUAUCGAAUCAACAAGGGUUUCACCCAGUUUUGGCGGCUUCAGCCACUGCCAAUGUCUCGUGGUUAAUUGUUCUGUUCUUUUUGAUGCAGGGAGGAACUAGUAGAACUAGCCGAGAUACCUGAGAUAUUGACUAGAAUGUAUACUUCAAUAUACG
Messenger RNA from Lasiosphaeria miniovina, 3231 nucleotides. RefSeq lists its product as uncharacterized. Bases 32 to 3013 code for a protein of 993 amino acids. The record is from RefSeq and is a predicted model, not a curated record. The transcript is spliced from 2 exons. Gene Ontology annotation, molecular function: lipase activity. NCBI's taxonomy places the organism in Eukaryota, Fungi, Ascomycota, Sordariomycetes, Sordariales, Lasiosphaeriaceae.